AUGUCAGGUUGGGAUCAGUAUAUCACAAACUUAACCAGUCAAGGCAUUUCGCAUGCUGGAAUAUUUGGUGCUGAUGGUUCAAAAUGGGCGGCAUCACCGAAUUUUCCUAAUAUCGAUAAUCUCAAAGAAGAAUUGCCCAGAGCUUUUUCAGCCCAACCAGCUGGUAUUUUAGUUAAUGGUGAAAAAUACAUAUUCAUUCGUAAUCAAGACAAUUUCGUUGUCUUUCGAAAAGGUGCUGAUGGUAUGGUUGUCGUGAAACUAAAUCAAGCUUAUAUCGUCUCGAUUGGUAUCAAUCAAAAACCAGAAAUGUUAGUAGGUGCAACUAGCAAGAUCGGUGAAUACUUGAAAAAUUGUGGCUAUUAA
Molecule: messenger RNA, 363 nt
Organism: Adineta ricciae
Lineage: Eukaryota; Metazoa; Rotifera; Eurotatoria; Adinetida; Adinetidae
Source: the annotation of a GenBank genome assembly